Messenger RNA from Sorex fumeus (smoky shrew), 2079 nucleotides. It is a transcript of the gene ADGRF4, whose product is annotated as adhesion G protein-coupled receptor F4. The transcript is spliced from 8 exons. The record is from RefSeq and is a predicted model, not a curated record. Gene Ontology annotation, biological process: G protein-coupled receptor signaling pathway; cell surface receptor signaling pathway. Gene Ontology annotation, molecular function: G protein-coupled receptor activity. NCBI's taxonomy places the organism in Eukaryota, Metazoa, Chordata, Mammalia, Eulipotyphla, Soricidae. Gene Ontology annotation, cellular component: membrane. Bases 1 to 2079 code for a protein of 692 amino acids.
AUGAAGCGUCAGGCAGCCAUGGUUUGCUGUUUAACAUUAUUUCUGGUCACAGAGUCUUCUCACUAUAGAUCUAAGUUCCACAAACAAGAUGGAGAUAAACUUUACCAUCCUGGAGGGAAGCACAAAACUGAAAGGAAUCAAGAGAAAUGCCUUGGACCUUGUAUUGUUUCUUCUAACUGCAGCGAGUCCUGCACUCAGCGGUUUCAUGGCAAAAUAGAAUUUUCAUGUAAGCAACACAAAUGGCGAAAAUCAACUGAAACAUGUACAAGCCUCUCUGUGGAAACACUCUUUAAGGACACAAAUAUUGCAUCACGCCUUUCUGUAGCAGCUUCAUCAUCAAUACCUCUGCAUGUUCUUGACUUCCGAGCUCCAGAAUCUGUCCUAGAUGCAGUGCAAGGACUCCGCAAGUACUGCCCACUUGAUUAUUCUUGUAUAAUUAAUGCUGUGAAAUCAUCAGAAGCUACAUCUGGAAAUAUUGCAUUUAUAGUGGAGCUAUUAAAAAAUAUUUCUACAAGUUUAUCUGAUAGUGUUACCAGAGAAAAAAUGAAGGGCUAUAGCAAAAUUGCCAACCACAUCCUCAACCCAGAGGCUAUUUCAAAUUGGGCUUUCGUUCCUGACGAAAAGGCCAGCUCAGAUCUAUUGAAGUCAGUGAAUUAUUUUGCAAAGCAUCUCGACAUCCAUAACGAAUCUGAGAAUAUCGUGGAUGAGCUUUUCAUUCAGACCAAAGGGUUUCGUAUCCACCCUAAUACCUCAGAGAAACGAUUCAAUUUCUCCAUGAAUGUAAACAAUACCACAAGGACCAUCUCAGGAAUGAUAGAAAUUCCCAGGCAAGAGCUGCGGAAGCUGCCGUUGAACGCAUCGCAAGUCAUCACCAUAGCGUUUCCCACCCUGGGGGCUAUUCUGACAGAAGCUCCCGUGCAAAAUGAGACUCCUCCCAAGGCCGUGAAUGGCCUGGUCCUUUCAGUGAUUGUGCCGCAAGGAUUGAAUCAACUCUUACUCACCUUUGAGAAGAUGAACAAAUCCAGGAAUGCAAGGGCCCAGUGUGUGGGCUGGCACUCUAGUAAAAGGAGGUGGGAGGAGAAAGCAUGUGAGACAAUGUUGGAUCUGAAGAACCAAGUGAAAUGCCGGUGUAACCACACCUAUACACUGAUGUCAUUUUCUAUCCUCAUGUCCCCUACACUUAUAGAAGACAAAGUCCUGGACUACAUUACCUGCAUCGGGCUUGGCAUCUCCAUCCUUAGCUUAAUGCUGUGCCUCAUCAUCGAAGCGGUGGUGUGGUCCCGGGUGGUGGUGACAGAGAUAUCAUACAUGCGUCAUGUGUGCAUCGUGAACAUAGCUGUGUCUCUCCUGACGGCCAAUGUGUGCUUCAUUGUCGCCUCUAAUUUUAAUAAAGAGGCCCGGGACUCCAACUGGUGUGUGGCGAUGACAUUUUUCAGCCACUUUUUCUACCUCUCUCUGUUUUUCUGGAUGCUCUUCAAAGCCCUGCUCAUUAUUUAUGGAAUAUUGGUUGUUUUCCGUAGGAUGAUGAAAUCCCGCAUGAUAACCAUUGGCUUCACCAUUGGGUAUGGGUGCCCUCUGGUCAUUGCGGUCACCACAGUUGCUGUCACAGUGCCUGGGAAAGGCUACAUGAGACCUGAUGUUUGUUGGCUUAACUGGGAUAACACCAAAGCCCUUUUAGCAUUUGCUGUUCCAGCCUUGGUCAUUGUGGCUGUGAAUCUUGUUGUGGUUUUGGUUGUUGCUCUCAACACUCAGAGGCCCUCAAUUGGUAGUUCCAAGUCUCAGGACAUGACCAUAAUUAUGAGGAUCAGCAAAAACGUUGUCAUCCUCACCCCAUUACUGGGACUGACAUGGGGUUUUGGAAUAGCCACUCUCAUGGAAGGCACGCCCUUGAUCUUCCAUAUAAUCUUUUCUGUGCUCAACGCCUUUCAGGGGUUCUUCAUUCUGCUGUUUGGAACGAUUAUGGACCACAAGAUAAGAGAUGCUUUGAAAAUGAGAAUGUCUUCACUGAAGGGGAAGUCAAGGAUCGCAGAGAAUGCAUCAUUAAGCCCGACAAAUGCCUCUAAAUUAAUGAAUCGCUGA